GUCUGGCAACUAGUAUAUCGAUAACCAUAAUUUUGAAGGAUGCUCGAGCUGCUGGCUGCUGUACAUCUGCUGAGGCUGAAAGAUUUAUUGAGCAGAAGAGAAAGAUGGAAGCUGAAGAAACAGCCCGUGGAGUGAAGGAGAGUUGCCAGGCUGGUCUGAGUGGUAAAUUCCUCCAAAGGGCAAAUAAUCUCAAAGGAGAACUUGAUAGCAGUGCUCAGGGAGGUGUCACAGAUAUAGAUUCUGGUGGCAAGGACUCUUCUUCAACAACUGCAGGACUAGCUAUUUCAAACACCUUAAACAAUUGGGAUGUAACGGUUUUUGUGGGGGCUAAUUUACUCUCUGAAGCUGUAAGAAUGCUGCUUGCACUUUCUAUGUCUAUAACCUAUAAAAGUUGUUUGCUCCUUUGGGACUCCGAUACAAUGCUUUUCUGGGUAAUUAUUGGAUAUUAUAGUGGUCUAGGCCCCAAUAGACAAUGUCACGAAUGA
Molecule: messenger RNA, 485 nt
Organism: Ilex paraguariensis (yerba mate)
Lineage: Eukaryota; Viridiplantae; Streptophyta; Magnoliopsida; Aquifoliales; Aquifoliaceae
Source: the annotation of a GenBank genome assembly